This is a messenger RNA of Tetrahymena thermophila SB210, 3318 nucleotides long. Its product is annotated as zinc finger, C2H2 type family protein. NCBI's taxonomy places the organism in Eukaryota, Ciliophora, Oligohymenophorea, Hymenostomatida, Tetrahymenidae. The record is from RefSeq and is a predicted model, not a curated record. The transcript has 8 exons.
AUGAAUUAAAAUGCAAAUGAAUCACCUAAAAACUAAAUGAAAAAUGAAGAAUAAAAUUUCAAAAAUUAAAAUUUGAUAUAAAAUACCACUUUACCUUAACCAAGAAACUCUAUCUAUAAAUGCAGUACCUUAUAUAAAAUGACAGAAACACUAAAGGCAGCUUCAAAAUCAUUAAAGGAUGGUAAGUUUAUAUUUGACAACAUAGUGAACUUUGGUUUCAUCUAAAAGUUUUUUGGAGAAAACAUAGAGGAUGAAAAUAUGGCUGUUUAGCUUUGUAGAUAAAUGGGAUGCGAGGAAUUUAAAAAAGGAGUUUGCAUAAUGAAACAAGGUGAUGAGUCUAAUGAUAAACUGUAUGUAAUCAUUAAAGGAAAGGUAGGAAUAGUUAUAGCAAAGGAUACUAAUAUUUUUAAGAAGGUUAAAUUGUCAGAGAGAAGAGAAAGGACAAUAAGCUUAGAUUUAGAUUAUUAAGAUAUUUAAUAAGUGGUUGACCUAUACGGUACAAAAGUCAAUGAGCUCUCAAAAGGAGACGGGUUUGGAGAAAAAGCUUUGCUUCUAAAGCCUUAAGAUGCAAAAAGAAAUGCUACUAUUAUAGCUUUAGAAGAUACUACUUGUAUUACUGUAUUGAGAAAUGAUUUUUUAAAAAUAUUAGAAAAUUUUAAUAAAGAAAAUUAACUUAAAGAGCAGCUUCUAUACGCUUAAAUGCCUUUUUUAAAAUUAAUAACAUCUACAAGUACAAAAGAAGCUUUGAUGCUUUAUUUUAAGAACCAGUCAACUACUAGGGGGAAGUGUUUAACUGAGGAAGGUAAGCAAGGUGAAGAUAUAUUUAUUUUAUAGUAAGGUAAAGUAGUCAUAGAAAAAAAAUUUAAGAACUGUAAUAAUAUUUACUAUUCUGAGUAUUAAUCAGUUAAGCUUACAGAAAUCUCUGAACCAACUUUUUUGGGUGAGGAAAUACUUUUUAUUGACUAAGAAAUACAGGAAGUAUUAAGUAGCAGUAAUAAUAAUAAACGUGGCAAAAACCGUCAAAAAAAUUUAAGUAAUAGUGACUUAGAAAAUCAAAAAAACUUAUCUCAAUCAACUGAAGAUCUCACUCAAUAAAGCUAUAAGUAUACUAUAAGAGUAGAUUCAUUAUUGUGUAAAUUCCUAAUCAUUUCAAAGCAUUUCUUUUUAACUAAGUUUCCAAAAGAAAUUCUUUUAGAAAUAAAGUAAAAUUAUAUCAAAAAAGAGUAAAUAAGAUAAAAGGUUUUUAAUUAGAUGAAGGACCAUAAAGCAGCAAUUUCAAAUAUUGCUAAGUAUAACAUUGAACCAACAUUCCAUAUGAUGAAUGCCAUAUCUAACAAAGAUAUUUUUUCUUAAAUGUAACCUUAAAUGAUUGAAAGUUACAAUAAAACACUUCUUAAAAAGUAAGAAAUUAUAGAGAGUAAUAUUCAUAAAUAAAAAAUUGAUAAUAUCGAAGAAGAAUUCAGAAGUGUUUAUAGGCCAGAUUAAGAGAAAAAAACUGAAAUUAUCGAAAAGAAAAAGGUGCUCUUAUAAUAAAAAUUAAAGUAAUAAAAUCGUUAAAAAUCAGAAGAGAAAUAGCACAGAGACUCAUUAAACCAAAGACCCCAAAGCAAUCCAUCGUCUUAACGUUCUAGUCCUUUAUAGUCUCCAAGAAGCAAUAGAAGUCCAAGAUAUAGCACCACCUCUCAAGAAGAAAGAAUAAAAAAAAGAGUAUUAUCAAGCCAUUCAAAAAAUGAAAGUGUGUUGACAGAAUGCUAAACACCUUUGGAGAAACUAAAAUAGAAAAAAAAUAAUGAUGGAUCACUUAACAUUGUAGAACUAGCUUAAAAUUUGAAAUAUAACAAAAUUUAAAUUGAUGAGGUAUCUGUUACAGACAUAAUGGGAGAAAACUACGAUAUCUAUGAAAAUCUUGAGGCUAGUAGAUUACUUACAAUAAAAUCUUAACAGUCAAAAGAAAAGUAAAUGCAAAUAGAGCAGUUGAAAGAAGAGUACGAGACUAAAAAGGUUCAGCAAAUUUUUCAAAAGAUCUAAAAAGGAGAAGUUUAGAAUUUAGAUUUAGGUUAUUUGAAUUCUUUUAAAAAGUAACAACAUUACAAGCUUGUUCAGCUAGGAAAAUUGAAAGUAGAAACAAAAAGCAAUAUCAAAAAUACAAUAAAUUCUUUGAAACUAAGUUAGGAUUUAAAAUAAAAGAUAAUUAAGAUGAAAAAUAAACAAAAAGAAGAUCUCCAGCAGGAAACAUCUAAUCUAAUUUAGAAUAUGUCCUACUUAACACCUUCAAGUUAGUUGACAAAAAAAUAUUAAAACUUUUUAUUUUCAUCAGAUGUUUCUAAUUGUGACAACUUUUCAGAAUAUAUAAGCAGCAUUAACAAAUCCAAUCGUCAAUUAUCAAGUGCAUUUUCAAACAAAAGCAGGAUUAGCUAUUCCCCAUAGCAAAAUUCAAACAGAAGUUCCUUUACAUUAGCAGUAUUCAAUCAUUUAUCAGAUAGUUAAAAAGAUUCAGUUAAAACAAGUGAAACACCUAGAUAAAAUUAGCCUGACUUAGAAGGGUUAAAUCAGCUGAUAAAUAGCUCUCUAAAUAAAGCAAAGACACUGAAUUCAGUAUUACAAAAUCCUAAAAUACAAUUUUCCGCAUAUCCAAGGACAUCAAUAUUUUCUAGGGAUUUAAAAUCGAGAUAAGUUAUAAGAGCUUAAUCAUAAUCGAGUAUCAAAAGGCCAGCAACUUCUAUAAAUUAGAAAGAUUCUUUAAACACUAUUUUAACCAAAGACACUAUGCUUGAAAGCCCAACUCGAACUGAAGAAUAUAGUUUAUUCUUUUAAACAAAUACGUCUAAUUAGAAUUAUAAAAACACUGAAGAGUCUAUCAAUAACACACAAUAAUCUCCUUUUCUUAUCAAAACAAAUAGCUCAAAUUCACACCGUUUUACCUUUGAAAAUAUGGGGUUAUUUAAAGGCGAUAAAAUUAACAACUAGCAAUCACAGGGUGGCUAUUUUUAACCAUAGCUUAAACAUACCCGUUAAGUCUCUUGUUUAACACAGAUUGGAUAGUCGAGCCCAUCUUAAUAAAAUUUUUAUACUACAACUAUAAAAGAAAAGGAAUAAAAAAUAGCAUAAUCUCCAACUAUACUCAAUAAAAAAAGAUUGCCAUUAACUUAAAGCAGUUAAUUUAAGCAUAAUGACUUUUUAGCUUUGAAAUUUAAGUAAAGAUAAUAGCUACAUCGCAGUCACGAAUAAUUAAAGAAAAAUUAAUAGCUUAUUAACUAAAAUUCUAACAGUAGUAAAAUUAACCAAUUACAAAACGAAUACAUAUUAAUUACUAAAUGA